Macrobrachium nipponense is the source of this 2228-nucleotide messenger RNA. Its product is annotated as FAD-dependent oxidoreductase domain-containing protein 1-like. NCBI's taxonomy places the organism in Eukaryota, Metazoa, Arthropoda, Malacostraca, Decapoda, Palaemonidae. The record is from RefSeq and is a predicted model, not a curated record. Gene Ontology annotation, cellular component: cytoplasm. Gene Ontology annotation, biological process: mitochondrial respiratory chain complex I assembly. The coding region runs from base 29 to 1531 and encodes 500 amino acids. The transcript has 9 exons. Gene Ontology annotation, molecular function: oxidoreductase activity.
GCUCAGUUACAGUGAGUAGAGAGAGGGGAUGGUGCGAAAGGCGCCUUCAAUGGCAGCAUUCUAUUUGCUUCUUACUUCAAGCAGACAGAAGCUCUUCAACGGCUGUCUCGCUUUCGGAAAUGCGAAAAUCUCAUGGGGAAACGUACGAAAUAUCACCGGGUGUUUCCACUGUUUUGGAAACCAACGACUUGAAAAUGGUCUCGGAAUGGACAGAAAAUGUAGUUUUCCUCAAAGAAUAUCCAACAGUUAUCUCCAUAGAUCGUCAGCUCUGCUUAAGAAAAGAGACAACAUCCCUAGGAAAUGCGACGUCCUCAUUGUAGGCGGAGGUGCUAUGGGGUCCUCCAUCGCCUACCACCUGAAGAAAGAGGCGGGAAACAAAGUCAGCGUUGUCGUGGUUGAAGCUGAUAAUACGUACAAGAGAGCCUCGACGGUGCUAUCUAUGGGGUGCAUCCGACAACAGUUCACCGUGCCCGAAAACAUCUACCUUUCCCUUUAUGGGAGACAGUUCUUGAAGGAGGCCCACCAUUUACUCCGUGUCCCAGAAUUCGACCCCCCUGAUGUCCAAUACCGUCCCUCAGGUUACCUGAUGCUGGUGACGGAGGCUGGUUACGACCAGCUGAUGGAAAAUUAUAAGGUUCAGGUUAAUGCCGGAGCCAAGCUGAAAAUGAUGACGCAAUCGCAGCUGAAAAGGGAGUAUCCGUAUAUGGUGACGGACGAUAUCGCAUUGGCCGUUGUGGGCAUAGAAAACGAAGGAUGGUUUGAUCCAUGGACUUUAUUAAUGGGGUUUCGGCGUAAAGCAACGUCCCUUGGCGCAGUAUAUGUGCACGGGAAAGUCACGGCCAUUAAUGACAGGUUCAACGCGCCUGCGCAGAAUCUUAACGUAGUUCAAGUAGAUACGCCAGAGGGAGACACACAUGACAUAGAGUUCUCCACCAUCGUUAUGGCGGCCGGAACGUGGUCUGGGGAAGUGAGCAAAUUGGCGGGUGUCGGAGCAGGCGAUGGAGUUCUGGCGACGCCAUUGCCCGUUGAACCCAGGAAACGAUAUGUAUACUGCGCCCACGUUCCCGAGGGACCCGUCGAGAACUGUCCCAUCCUCUGCGACUAUACGGGAGCUCACUUCCGUCCCGACGUCCUUCCGAAGGUAUACCUUUGCAUCAGGAAUCCCACCGCUGAGGAGGAACCACCCACCGAGGACCUGGAGGUGGAUCAUGAUUACUUCGACAAUAUAAUCUGGCCGCAGCUUGCUAACAGAAUCCCGGCGUUUGAAAAUCUCAAAGUCCGUGGAUCCUGGGCUGGUUUCUACGAUUACAACACGUUAGACCAAAACGCUGUCAUCGGGAAACAUCCGUUUUUCAACAAUCUGAUUUUCGCCACUGGCUUCAGCGGCCACGGAAUCCAGCACUCGCCAGGUACCGGAAGAGCUGUUAUGGAAUACCUCCUAUACGGGGGCUAUCGUUCAAUAGACCUCACGAGGUUUGGGUUCGAAAGGAUCUUAAAUGACGAACCUAUAAUUGAGAAAAACGUUCUUUGAGGACUAUAGGUCACAUGGUGAUGAAGUGUAUUUGGCACUCGGCUCAUCUUUGUGCAAGCAUGUAGAAGUCUGCUUAGAAGAUGUGAAGACUUAGCCAGGGAAGUCUACAACUUCUUUAAAUGUAGUAGCAAACGUCAAAGUGAGUACAAGCAAUUUCAAUCAUUCUGUGAUCUCAACCCACAUAAAGUUCUCCAUCCUUCCCAAACUAGAUGGUUAUUGUGAAGAAUUCCUCUCACAACGAUUUUAUUUUCUAAUGUUUUUGUGUAUUCACUUGUUUCUGUGCUCUGUCUUUUAUUAUAGUUAUAAGUGUCUGUCGCAUAAGAAAUUAUUGAUUCAUUUUUCACUGCGUAUUGCCGUCUGUCAGGUAAUGACAGACAGGAACUAUGUCACUGUAUUUGUAUUCAUGUGAAAACCAAAUGGAUUCGCAUGCCCAUAUAUUUUGUAAAGAUAUGUACGUCUAUAUUGCAGGACAUAAUAAGGGUGAAAGAACCAUAUUUACUCGAGAACGACACUCUUAACAUUAUUUUAUCUGAUUUUGCUAUGUUCUAGUACGUAGUAUCUGUGGUGCCGUUAGCACCGAAAAGAUGGUUUUACACAAAGACGAAGUCUUUUGACAUGAACGUCGGUAGACGUUUUAGUAACGCAGUAUGAUUACUGUUUUAGUUAUGAUAAUUCACUUGUCCUUAUAUAUAUAUAU